GUCCCAAGGAUCCCUGAAAGCACUAACCGACCUACGUGCUGGUGGCGUAACGUCAUCUGUGUUUAUGUGGCCCUCUACUCCAGUUUUAUUAUCGGGGCUGUGGCUAAAUUAGCAUGGUAGCAUGCCGUCAAACAUGAUUUGACUCCAUAGCAGACACAAAGGACAGAGAUGGCGGUGUGUGCACUGACAAUGGACGGGAUGGGAGAUGAGGUGGCUGCAGUAAGCGGUGUGUUACUCCUGGUCUUGGCCCUGGUCCUGGCUUGGCUCUCCACGCAAGUGGCAGAUCGGGGAGACCACAUCCUGAGCACCAUCCUUACAGUCGGUGCCCACGCCUCUCUAAUCGGGCUGGGGGGCCAUGAGAGUUACAGUGGAGGGCCACCCAGUGCAGACACCCCAGAGCAGCAAACACCUCCACCCUCCCAGGAGAACAAGCCAGAGGAGGGGGAGCCUGGGUCUGAGAGGGAAGAUGGGGAGAUAACAGGAGAGGGGACUACAGGGGCUGGAGUUGACCUGCUGUUGAAUAUCCAAGGGAAGAAACCUCAGACAUACCAGCCUGAUGAUGAUGAUGAUGAUGAUGAAGAUGAUGAGGAAGAGGAUGACUAUGAGGAAGAAGAUAAAGUUCAGAAGCUGAGCCCAGUGGUCUCCUGCACCAGCAUUACGGUUCGUUUGAAGUUCCUGAAUGACACAGAAGAGGUGGCAGUCUUGAGUCCCCAGGAUACAGUGGGUCUACUGAAGAGUAAGCACUUCUCAGGGCGGGAGCGUCAGAUCAAGUUGAUAUACCAGGGCCAGCUGCUUCAAGAUCCCAAACGGACUCUGCUCUCCCUCAACAUCUCACACAACAGUGUGAUCCACUGCCACGUGUCCCAGGUGCUGCGGGAGGCCAGCCCAGAGGAGACUGCUCGCUCUGGGGCUAGUGGGGGAAUCAGGGCUGCAGGCCUGGCUCUGAGCACCAGCAGCCUGGUGGUGCCUGUGUUUGUGGUGAUGUUAGCCGUGGUCUGGUACUUCCGCAUCAACUACCGUCAGUUCUUCACCGCCCCUGCUACCAUCUCCCUGGUGGGAGUCACUGUGUUCUUCAGCUUCCUCAUCUUUGGAAUGCACAGCCGGUGAGCGGGAGAGGAAGCAGGAUGGAAGGGCCCUCAUCUGGGCAGGAGAAUGAGAGGGAAAAACAAAUGUGUCAGGAGGAUGAAUGGAGUCAGGGGGCCUCUCUGCCUUAGACACCAUGGAGCUCAACUGGAAUCCUAAGAGUGGGUGUGCCUCUGUUUGUGCAUGUACCAGCAAAUAGCAUAAAUGAGAUUGAUUGUAUGUGCAGAGAUUCAAGUUAUCUGGAAUGUGUGUUAGUAUGAAGCAGAGAUAAUAAUGAGCGGUAAUUUUGCUUCUCAGAAAAACAUUGAGUGGGUCAAGCUCCUCUUGGUUCUUUAUAGGGCAGAACCAUCAGCAUCACACCCAGGACCACAGGCUGCUUGGUCCACUGUGUCAGCAAUAUCUUCUGGCCAGUUUGGCUUCACAUAGACUGUUCUGUGUUAGGUUGCUCUCAGAAAUUAGGGUCUCUAUUCAAUCAGAUCCGCUUUAGCCGACAUCCGUAUAGAAGUUGUGUGGGAGGUGGAACUGUGUUAGUGCUGUCAAUCCACUGAGGUAUAAGAACUGGAGACUGUGUCCAAGAUGUCCGCCUUUUGUUUUCAAGGAUAUCUACUCACGUUCGCAUACGCCAAUUCAUGUCCGUCUAUAUCCGGGUUGAAUCCAGUUUUAUACAGAUCAACAUCACAUGCACUCAGUGUGCACAGGGAGCAGCGCAGACAAACAAAAACAUGGCAGACUGAUGAAUAUAAAAUGUUAGCAUCAGCUACAAAUAUUUGAAUAAUACAAUAGAUGAUUUGUGUACAAAGGUGAUGACCUAAGUGUCGUAUUAUAAAUGUUGAAAUCUGACUUAUCUAUGUGGCCGUGUAUGGAAAUUGUCCUUCUAGGCUGAGCGUCAGUUAAACUGCAAAACUGUAGCAGUCGAAACCGUGCUUUGCUUUAAGUAAAUACCACGGAGCCUUGUUUACAAGUUCAAACGAUGGAAUGUGAGAUGUAAUCUACACCUCGAUGAGGCUGAUUAGAAAUCUUUAUUUGAAUUAUUUUCAAUUUGAGUGUAAUUUCUAUCUAGCCUACACGUUCUCGUUCUGAACUUAUAAUGCAAGUAGGACAGGUGUGGCUUGGUGAUAAUGAUAAAGAGCAGCCACUCACCGAUUUGACAGCUCCAACGCAGGUGCACCGCCCCGCCAGAAAUCAGCUAUCGCCGGUUAACACUUGAUCUGAUUGAAUCUAGACCUAGGAUAAUGCAUCUCUUCACAUCAUGGCUACAUACUCUUUUCAUUAUAUACACGUUAACGUUCCAGAAAUGUUUGGUCUUUUUGUAGUACGUGUUUGAACGAGCAAUUCAUUUCCUCAUUUGCAACAGAAACAAAAUGAAGAUUAUACAACUAGACUUGACUCUAGAGCAACUUUGAAACCACUCACCAUGGAGUGGUGGUUAUAUUUCUUUCUUUCCAGUUCUUUGGAAAUGAGCUUUCACCUUAGUCAUUGUGGACUGUAACGACUGCCUUUUUGCAAGGCAAAACAGUUUAAGGAUUUUUGUUGCUUGAAUUACUCUACGCUAAUAUCAUUAGUUAUUUUAAACCAUAUACGUUAAUGCAUGAAAAUAAGCAACAUGUUUGGUUUAGAAAAUACUGUAAAUAUGUAUUUACUGUACAUAGAAUGAAUGGGAUGAAACCACAUCAGGAUUUCUGUUGGGGAAUUUAACACAGAUGAGGGAUAAUAUCUUUAUCUCUUAAGUUCGAUUGUUUUCCUCUGGCUUCAGAUUUAAAGACAUUCAAACCAAUCAGUCCCUGUGUAAAGAGGGAGUAUGUCUGAUAUUUGACAAAAUGACAGAACGCAAGAAAUCUGAAUGACACUUAAUUUUACUCAGACAAAGAAACCUCUGUACACUUGGGAAACUGAGAUAAAGAAAACCUAGCUGUGCGUCACAUUAAUAUACAAUUGACAUAUUUGCACAUGCACACACACGUGCAUGAAAAAAGUUGUUUUUGUUUUGUGAAGACACUUUCUAUUGCGUCAUUUGUCCACACUCAUAUUGUUCAGACACACCGAUACACACACAUAAACAGUUACACAGCAUUAGUAAUACAGGACAUUCUUUACCCUGUCAGCAAAGAGGAACAAAUUAAAUGAUCCAUACCUAAAAUAUGUGUUUUUUCACUUGAAGGUUGAUUCUUUUAGUGCACAUUAAAGUGAUGUCAUACUUAA
Oncorhynchus gorbuscha (pink salmon) is the source of this 3282-nucleotide messenger RNA. Its product is annotated as transmembrane and ubiquitin-like domain-containing protein 1. The record is from RefSeq and is a predicted model, not a curated record. The coding region runs from base 169 to 1107 and encodes 312 amino acids. Gene Ontology annotation, molecular function: protein binding. The transcript has 3 exons. Lineage: Eukaryota; Metazoa; Chordata; Actinopteri; Salmoniformes; Salmonidae.